CAAGAGUGCACGUUGCUUGUUUACAGGCCUUGAUUGAAGACAUUGAUGCUGUUGCGGAUUGUGGACAAUCCCACAACGUCUUGCGGCCAUCUUCCGAAGGCAAAUCCUUGCCCUGCAUACGAGUAUUUUGCAGACUUCGUGCAAAGCUUCCUGGCAAGCUAUCGUUCCCAAGGGCAUGCAUGGAAUUGAGUUACAUCUUGUCCACCAGAAGCGAGGAUGCACAACCAACGGGACGGCUAACCGGCUUGAACAGGUUCUUCAAGGAAAUGUUUUCGAAUAGUGUAUCCUCCCCUCGUGUCCUCACGUCUCUUUCUCUCUGAAAAGUCCUCAAUGACAGAAAUCUUCUCAGACAUUAGCCUACUUAACACAGCUCCAAAGCAAACAAGCUCCUCCAACAUCAACAACAUGUUCAACGACAGUUACGAGGACGCCAACGCCAUGGCUGCCAUGGUCAACUUCUUCAAGCCUACCAAGUACUCUUCGCUCCCACGAGACCCAGAGAAAGAGGCACAAAGAAAGCCACUCUCGAAAAUAUCAGAAGAAUCAUCCUCAGAAACAAGCAGCCAGACGUCGGCGGAGACAGUAUGCGAAGUUGGUCUACCUCUGGUAGAGAACGAACACAGGCCCGUCAAUGCUCGAAUCGUCUCAGACGCUAUCAUCGGGCUCUCAGACGGUCUUACCGUGCCAUUUGCGUUGACAGCAGGCCUGUCGGCGCUCGGAGACACCAAAGUCGUCGUGUUGGGCGGUCUCGCCGAGCUCAUUGCAGGAGCCAUCUCUAUGGGUCUAGGAGGCUACUUGGGAGCGAAGAGUGAAGAAGAUUCCUACAAAGCCACUCUGCGAUCAACACGAUCCAAAGUCCUAGACGUCAGCAGCAACCUCUCUUCCGAAGUCACGGACGUCUUUGCGCCCUACCACCUCCCUCCGUCCACGUUGAAGGACUUUACACACCAAUUGAUCACAUCCAACAGCCCCGAAAUGGUGGUUGAUUUCCUCAUGCGCUUCCAGCAUGGCACACCAGAGCCUGCGGCUAGCCGUGCCGUAAUUUGUGCCUUGACAAUCGCCACUGGCUACUUCAUGGGCGGGUUUGUGCCACUUAUCCCAUACUUCUUCACAUCCAACGUCACAGAAGGUCUUAUCUGGAGCAUCAGCGUGAUGGUCCUGGCGUUAUUCGCAUUUGGAUACGUCAAGACUGGUGUGACGGACGGUUGGAGGGGCGGGAGCUCUGUGCGCAGCAGCCUGAAAUCAGGUGCUCAGAUGGUCGUUGUUGGAGGCGCGGCGGCAGGAUGUGCUAUGGGUGUGGUGAGGCUGUUCAGCUCAUUGCAUCUACUAUGAGUACCUGGUAGUGACGGCAUAGGAGACGUGGACAGGAUUGGACAAGCAGUAUUAUUAUUAGCAUAACCGAUAAGCAUUAUCUGGGCGUUUGGAGCGGACAAAGGGC
Exophiala viscosa is the source of this 1438-nucleotide messenger RNA. Its product is annotated as VIT family-domain-containing protein. Gene Ontology annotation, molecular function: iron ion transmembrane transporter activity; manganese ion transmembrane transporter activity. Lineage: Eukaryota; Fungi; Ascomycota; Eurotiomycetes; Chaetothyriales; Herpotrichiellaceae. Gene Ontology annotation, cellular component: fungal-type vacuole membrane. The record is from RefSeq and is a predicted model, not a curated record. The transcript has a single exon. Gene Ontology annotation, biological process: intracellular manganese ion homeostasis. Bases 331 to 1332 code for a protein of 333 amino acids.